Molecule: messenger RNA, 3318 nt
Organism: Bufo gargarizans (Asiatic toad)
Lineage: Eukaryota; Metazoa; Chordata; Amphibia; Anura; Bufonidae
Gene: PARP8
Product: poly(ADP-ribose) polymerase family member 8
Exons: 27
Coding region: 373-2979 (868 amino acids)
Biological process (GO): endoplasmic reticulum unfolded protein response
Cellular component (GO): membrane; endoplasmic reticulum tubular network; nuclear envelope
Molecular function (GO): kinase binding; protein serine/threonine kinase activator activity; NAD+ poly-ADP-ribosyltransferase activity
Source: RefSeq, a predicted model, not a curated record
GCAGCCUCAGCUCUCCCCCUCCUCUCUGCCUCUCUCCUCCACUGUCUGCUCCUCUCACUCUCUCCCUGUGAGCAGCUGAUCAUUGUGAUCAUUCACUCCCUCUCUUUAUUGCACUGACAAGCCGGGGGAGGAUUUCAGCAACUCAGUCUAUUGUCAGGAGGGGAAAUUGCAAUAAAACAGCAGCAGCAGAAGAAGCAGCAGCAGCCUCUUCCUCUUCCUCCUCCUCCUCCUCCUCCAGCAACAGCCACCUCUUGGAGAAGAAGCUUGGGCUGACACAACCACACCAAGGCUUUGCUUCUUUCUUACCAUCAUUUUAUUAUUACACACUGAACUGGGGGGGACAAUAAAGCUGCUUUCCCAGGGAUUUAUUUCAUGGGGAUGUGUUCAAGGCAAGAGAGGAUUCAGAAGGAUAUUGACAUUGUCAUUCAAAAGUGCAAGGCGGAAAAGGACUGCCUGUUUUCAGAUUUCAGAUAUUCGGACAAUACGUUCACCUUUACCUUCCUAGGAGGCUCCAAAAGGUCCUGCAGAAAUAAGAAAGACGAGGAUACCGGCUGCGCGAUCAAGUGGAUGAGUGUUGCAUAUUCUGUGCAUGUCUCAGAGGAUUAUCCAGAUAAUACUUAUGUGUCCAGUUCAGAAAAUGAUGAAGAUGUGUUAGUGACUACAGAGCCCAUCCCAAUCAUCUUCCACAGGAUAUCCGAGCUGAGGAAAUCCAAUGACAUUACCAGCUGCUUGUCCAUAAAGUCUAAAUUACAGAAAGAAAAUGGCGAGGAGUCACGACACAGUAGUGCAGUGGAAGAAGAUUCUGAAGGAGAUAAUGAUUCUGAAGAGUUUUACUAUGGAGGGCAGGUGAGUUACGAUGGAGAACUUCACAAGCACCCACAAUUGGAGGCUGACCUCGCAGCAGUGAGAGAAAUCUAUGGACCCAGUGCUGUAUCUCUCAGGGAAUAUGGAGCAAUUGAUGACGUGGACAUUGAUUUACAUAUAGAUGUUAGCUUCCUCGAUGAAGAAAUUGCUGUAGCAUGGGAUGUGAUCCGCACAGAACCCAUCGUAGUCCGUCUGCAUUGUUCUCUAACACAGUAUUUAAAUGGCCCAGUGCCAACGGUGGACGUGUUUCAGAUAUCUACAAAGGAGAAGUUUGGUUUAGGACACCAGUUGAAAAAAAUCAUGCAGACAUUUGUGACACAGCAAUGGAAACAGAGCAAAGAAAAGUCAAACUGUUCGCACAAGAAAAUAUCGGACAAGAAGGUGAAGUCUCCUCUGCACAUUUUUUCUACGUUGCGCAGGUCGCCAAGUUACCCCCCUCCUGGAUGUGGUAAAAGCAAAGUCAAACUAAAGUCAGAACAAGAUGGACUCUCUAAAACUCACAAGUUGCUGAGAAGGACUUGUUCUAGCACAGUCAAGGCUGAAGACAUGUGUAACGCAAAAUCCCACAGAAACUUUGGCCGCUCUCUGUCAAGCGACCCUAGAGCUGAGCAACCAAUGGGCUUAAAACCACACAAACUUUUGAGCCGUCAGUGCUCCACAACCAUUAAGCAGGAGGAAUGCAUUUCACUGAAGCAACAUAAACUCUUAACCCGUUCUUGUUCUGGAGACCCCAGAUGUGAGCACAACAGCACCUUGAAGCCCCAUAAACUAUUAAGCAGGUCUUAUUCUAGUAAUCUUCGUAUGGAAGAAUUAGAUGGACUUAAGAACCACAAACUUCUCAGCAAGUCUUACUCCAGUGCCCCCAAAACAUCAAAAAUGGACCUUUUGAAGGAACCUAUCGCAGAGGGCAGGCGGCUCUCUCUUACCUCAGGGCUGAUUGGUAUAUUAACGCCAGCUGCAUCUUCACAACCUGCUCUAACCAGUGGUGCAAAAAGUGUUCCGGUGCGAGGGCAUGGAUUCCUUGUGCAGACAAUAGAGUUUGCUGAGCAAAGAAUACCUGUGCUAAACGAGUACUGUGUGGUUUGUGAUGAACCCCAUGUAUUUCAAAAUGGACCAAUGCUGAGGCCUACUGUUUGCGAACGAGAGCUUUGUGUGUUCGCCUUUCAGACGCUGGGUGUAAUGAAUGAAGCUGCAGAUGAAAUUGCAACCGGUGCUCAGGUUGUAGAUCUCCUUGUGUCAAUGUGUCGUUCUGCUUUGGAAUCUCCGAGGAAAGUUGUCAUUUUUGAGCCAUAUCCUUCAGUAGUAGACCCCAAUGAUCCUCAGACCCUGGCCUUUAAUCCAAGAAAAAAGAACUACGACAGAGUAAUGAAAGCGUUAGACAGCAUCACUUCCAUCAGAGAGAUGACGCAAGCACCUUAUUUGGAAAUCAAGAAGCAGAUGGAUAAGCAGGAUCCCUUAGCCCAUCCUUUGCUGCAAUGGGUUAUUUCGAGUAAUAGGUCUCAUAUAGUGAAACUGCCAGUUAACAGGCAACUGAAGUUUAUGCACACCCCUCACCAGUUCCUACUACUCAGCAGUCCACCAGCCAAAGAAGCAAAUUUCAGAGCUGCUAAAAAACUUUUCGGAAGCACAUUUGCAUUUCAUGGCUCACACAUUGAAAAUUGGCACUCUAUCCUGAGGAACGGCUUAGUAGUUGCUUCCAACACAAGACUGCAGCUUCAUGGUGCCAUGUACGGAAGUGGAAUCUAUCUAAGUCCAUUAGCAAGCAUAUCAUUUGGCUACUCAGGGAUGAACAAGAAGCAACAGAAAGUAUCAGCCAAGGACGACCCCCCAAGCAGCAAAAGCAGUAGUACAUCACAGUCACAGAAGAAAGGACAACAAUCACAAUUUUUGCAAAGCCGUAACUUAAAAUGUAUAGCCUUAUGCGAAGUGAUUACUUCACCAGAAUUGCACAAACAUGGGGAGAUCUGGGUUGUUCCCAAUACGGAUCACGUCUGUACACGGUUCUUUUUUGUCUAUGAAGACGGCCAAGUGGGAGACACAAGCAUCAACACACAAGAACCAAGUAGCUAUAAAGAAAUCCUGCGCGUUAUAGGCAACCAAACGGCUACUGGUUAAAGACAUCAUUUAUGGAAUAUGGGGGUUUCAUCAGUAUCAAAGCUGGACUUUGUACUGAAGAACAUUAUGGAUCUCUUUAUUACUCCUCUUAUUGUUAUUAUUAUACAAGCUCCUUUUAUUUCUGCUUUUUAAUGUUUGACCUGAUUAUACUUAUUGAUUCAAAUGAUUAUUUAAUAUGAAAUUAAUAUAUUGUGGUGUCUACAUGACAGCCAGGCUUAUAUCCUAGAGAGUAACUGCAGGAGAUUUGUAAUAAUUAGUGCAGAUUUCUGUUACAAGCGACUACUUUCUACCUACCGUACAUGGCUAUGGUUUUAUCUUGCAAUAAAUGAAACCACCAAG